AAUAAAAUGCAGGCAGAAACAAUGUCAAAUUCUGAUAUCAUUCUUCUUGAUUCCAUACAAAGUUACCUCCUAAAUGAUUCUGAUUUUCCAGAUGAAUUUUACAACCCUAACCCUGAUUCAACCUUAACCACAUCAUUUUGGGAGCAAUUGAGCUAUGAGGAAGUAGGGGCGAAUCGACAUUUUACCUCGGAAGGGGGUGAAAACGCAGAACCGGUGGAGUGGAGGCGCUACCGCGGCGUGAGGCGGCGCCCGUGGGGGAAGUUUGCGGCGGAGAUAAGGGAUCCGGGGAAGAAGGGGGCGAGGCUUUGGCUGGGGACGUACGAGACGCCGGAGGAUGCAGCGCUGGCUUACGACGAGGCGGCUUACGAGCUGCGCGGCUCGCGAGCCAGGCUCAAUUUCCCUCACCUUAUUGGCUCCUCGGGCGCUGCAAGGAAGCCGGCUAGAGUCGGUAAGCGACGGCAGCCGCCGGAGCCGUCUACAUUGACCGGAAUAAUGAGCGGCUGUGCGAAGAAGAGGAAAAGUUGAUGGUAGCUACCAAAGCUUGAACAAAUUCACAACUUUAACUGUGACGAAAAAGAAAAUUGCAAGUUGGCACAUGUUUUGUAUUAAACAAUUAAAAAAGAAACAAAAAAAAUAUAUAUA
Molecule: messenger RNA, 642 nt
Organism: Erythranthe guttata (spotted monkey flower)
Lineage: Eukaryota; Viridiplantae; Streptophyta; Magnoliopsida; Lamiales; Phrymaceae
Product: ethylene-responsive transcription factor 13
Biological process (GO): ethylene-activated signaling pathway; regulation of DNA-templated transcription
Molecular function (GO): DNA binding; DNA-binding transcription factor activity
Source: RefSeq, a predicted model, not a curated record